Molecule: messenger RNA, 2343 nt
Organism: Prunus dulcis (almond)
Lineage: Eukaryota; Viridiplantae; Streptophyta; Magnoliopsida; Rosales; Rosaceae
Product: cation/H(+) antiporter 20-like
Exons: 4
Coding region: 1-2343 (780 amino acids)
Biological process (GO): regulation of pH; proton transmembrane transport
Cellular component (GO): endomembrane system; membrane
Molecular function (GO): antiporter activity
Source: RefSeq, a predicted model, not a curated record
AUGGAGCUCAACAUAACCACUAUGAGAACUUCAUCAGAUGGGGCUUGGCAAGGUGACAACCCUUUGCACCAUGCCUUCCCAUUGUUGAUAGUUCAAACCACUCUCGUCCUCUUCGUUAGCCGCCUCCUCGCAUUACUUCUCAAGCCACUCCGCCAACCUAAAGUCAUCGCUGAAAUAUUAGGUGGGAUUUUGUUGGGACCAUCAGCACUUGGCCGGAACAAACACUUCUUGCAGAUCAUAUUCCCUUCAUGGAGCACCCCCAUACUCGAAUCCAUAGCAAGCAUUGGCCUUCUCUUUUACUUAUUUCUUGUUGGCCUUGAGCUUGAUCUGAGCUCCAUUCGCCGCAGUGGCAGAAAAGCCAUCACCAUAGCCAUUGCAGGCAUUUCCCUCCCCUUUCUCUUAGGAGUAGGGGUCACAUUCCUCAUGCGCAAAGCCAUCCAUGGGGAGAACAAAGUGGGCUACGCUCAGUGCCUUGUGUUCAUUGGGGUAGCUCUCUCCAUCACCGCUUUCCCUGUCCUCGCACGCAUCCUAGCAGAGCUCAAACUGCUCACAACUCGCGUUGGCGAAACAGCAAUGGCAGCAGCAGCCUUCAACGACCUCGCUGCGUGGAUAUUGCUGGCAUUGGCCGUGGCCUUAGCCGGAGGGAACCACAAAAGCCCCUUAGUAUCCCUUUGGGUUCUCAUUUCAGGUGUUGCCUUUGUUGCUUUUCAGCUAACUUUGGUCAGGCCCUUCAUGAACUGGGUAGCCAAACGCAGCUCAUCCAAUGAUGGCUUAGUGGACGAGGCCUACAUCUGCUUAACCCUAGCCGGGGUAAUGAUAUCCGGGUUUAUGACAGACCUCAUCGGUGUCCAUGCGAUAUUCGGAGCUUUUGUUUUCGGGUUAACGAUCCCAAAGGGGGGUGAGUUUGCAGCCAAACUGACCAAAAGGAUAGAAGAUUUUGUGUCUGGUUUGCUUCUUCCUCUCUACUUUGCUUCAAGUGGGUUGAGGACGGAUGUGUUUAAAAUUCAAGGGGUUAAGGCAUGGGGACUGUUGGCUUUGGUGAUAUCAGUGUCCUGCACAGGGAAGAUUUUGGGAACGUUUUUGGUUGCCAUGUUGUGUAUGAUACCAGUAAGAGAGUCGUUGGCUUUGGGUGUGUUGAUGAACACCAAAGGGUUGGUAGAGCUCAUUGUUCUCAAUAUUGGAAAGGAAAAGAAGAUUCUAAACGACGAGAUGUUUGCUAUUUUAGUCCUGAUGGCACUUUUCACCACCUUCAUGACAACUCCGGCGGUGAUGGCCAUUUACAAUCCCUCAUGGGACGUUAUUGCUUCUCCAACUCCCCGUCUCUUACAUUCUCUAACCAAAAGCUCAAAGAAACAAAAGGACCUUCGAAUCCUUGCUUGCAUUCAUGGCCCCCGAAGCGUACCCUCCCUCAUCAACCUCAUAGAGUCAACCGGAACCGCCUUCGAAAACUCACCGCCCCUCAAAGUUUACGUCAUGCAUCUUGUUGAGCUCACUGAUCGUUCAUCUUCGAUUAUGAUGGCACACCGUGUUCGAAAAAAUGGUUUUCCUUUCAUCAACCGCUUAUGUCAAGGGGUUUCACGGGACCAAAUCCCGGCAGCAUUUGAGGCUUAUGGUAGAGUUGGUCAAGUCACCAUCCGCCACACGACGGCCAUCUCGGCAUUGUCCACAAUGCACCAGGACAUACUCCACGUCGCGGAAGAAAAGAGGGUGUCGAUCAUCAUCUUGCCUUUUAACAGACACUGCAGAACAGGGGGUGAAGAGACAAUGGAGAAUUUGGGGCAUGAUUGGAGAGGGGUCAAUCAGAGGGUAUUAAGCAGUGCAAAUUGCUCGGUGGCAUUGUUUGUGGAUCGUGGAUUUGGUGGCAGACCUGAGAGGCGUGCAGCGCAAUCAAGUGCCCCCAUUUCGAAGAGGGUGUGCGUUUUGUUUGAGGGUGGACCCGACGACCGCGAGGCUUUGGAGUUUGGAAGGAGACUGGCGCAUCCAAGUGUUAUGGUCACAGUUGUGAAGUGCAUUCAGGUUGAGGGAACAGACAGCUUGGAGCAGAGCCAUGAGAGGGAAGUUGAUGAGGCUGCAGUGGCAGAGCUGAAGAGGUCUAAUGAGUCAGUGGAAUACAUAGAGAAGGUGGUGGCCGGUGCAGAGACGGUAGUGAGUAUAGGUCGGAGCACGGAAUACGACCUGGUUAUCGUGGGGAAGGAGCAGCACCACCCAGCCAUGGUUGCAGAACUGGCUCACCAGCAGCUGGAGCAUGCUGAACUGGGACCAAUUGGAGAUGCAUUAGCUUCGUCCUCACAUGGGAUCUUGUCCUCCAUACUUGUGAUACAAGCACCAGGAAGUAAAAAAUGA